AUGUCAGUCGUUGACUUUUCCAGUACCUCAAGUGGUUCGGCUAUCAAUUCGUCGGAAAUUUCCCAGAGAGGAAAUGGAUCUACGAUAGUCGAAACCAAGAAAGGGCCAUCUUCGAAUUUGAAGGCUAUUGACACGUUUGGUAACGAGUUCAAGGUACCAGAUUACACCAUUAAGCAAAUUUUGUCGGCUAUCCCAAAACAUUGUUAUGAAAGAUCGCUUGUUAGAUCGUUAGGUUACGUUGCUCGUGAUAUAACCAUGAUGUGCUUAAUUGGUUACGUUGGACAAAAGACUAUCCCAAUGGUUGAGAUCGCAGGCCAGGAAGGGUUGAGUUCUACAAUUAGAGGAGGCCUCUGGUGCGUGUAUUCGUACUUGUUGGGGUUAUUUGGGUUUGGUUUAUGGAUUUUAGCUCACGAAUGUGGACACGGGGCAUUUUCUGAUUACCAGAAUGUUAAUGAUGUUGUUGGAUGGAUUUUACACUCUUACUUGAUAGUCCCAUAUUUUUCCUGGAAAUUCUCUCAUUCAAAGCAUCACAAGGCUACUGGUCAUUUGACUAAGGAUAUGGUUUUCAUUCCUUACACCAAGGACGAAUUUGUCGAAAAGAGCGGCGUAUCUAAGGUGUCUGAAGUCAUGGAAGAUUCGCCAAUCUGGUCGUUGAUGGUUUUGAUUUUCCAACAGAUUGGUGGCUUACAAUUGUACUUAGCUACUAAUGCCACUGGUCAAAGUUACUCAGGGUACUCAAAGAUCGCCAAGUCUCAUUAUGCUCCAGCUUCUCCAGUUUUUGACAAGGAACACUACUGGUAUAUUAUCUUGUCUGACAUCGGGAUUAUCACAACCAUAACGGUUGUUUACCAAUGGUACAAGAACUUUGGUUUCUUCAACAUGUUUGUCAACUGGUUCAUGCCAUGGUUAUGGGUUAACCACUGGUUAGUCUUUGUUACUUUCUUACAACAUACCGAUCCAACCAUGCCUCAUUACCGUGAUAAUGAAUGGAAUUUCGCUCGUGGUGCUGCUGCUACUAUCGACCGUAACUUUGGUUUCAUCGGACAACACAUUUUCCAUGAUAUUAUUGAAACUCACGUUUUACACCAUUACGUUUCAAGAAUUCCAUUUUACAAUGCUAGAGAAGCCACCGAUGCCAUCAGAAAGGUUAUGGGCGAACAUUAUAGAUAUGAAGGUGAAUCUAUGUGGUAUUCUUUAUGGAAAUGUAUGAGAAUGUGCCAAUAUGUUGAUGAUGCUGACACUGACGCUAAAGGUGUUUUAAUGUACAGAAACGUUAACGGAGCAGGUCCAGUUAAGCCAAUAGAUUAA
Debaryomyces tyrocola is the source of this 1308-nucleotide messenger RNA. NCBI's taxonomy places the organism in Eukaryota, Fungi, Ascomycota, Pichiomycetes, Serinales, Debaryomycetaceae. The record is from the annotation of a GenBank genome assembly.